This is a messenger RNA of Lytechinus pictus (painted urchin), 5489 nucleotides long. RefSeq names its product G-protein coupled receptor moody-like. The record is from RefSeq and is a predicted model, not a curated record. The transcript has a single exon. Gene Ontology annotation, molecular function: G protein-coupled receptor activity. Bases 1436 to 2680 code for a protein of 414 amino acids. Gene Ontology annotation, cellular component: membrane. NCBI's taxonomy places the organism in Eukaryota, Metazoa, Echinodermata, Echinoidea, Temnopleuroida, Toxopneustidae. Gene Ontology annotation, biological process: G protein-coupled receptor signaling pathway.
UAUAAUAAAUCCACUUUUGGCGCGGGGUUUCUUCUCGUGUAUGCAUGCAUGCAAACAAAUAUUUCAUAUUCGCUUUACUCCGGAGUUCACCAUCGGUUGCUCCAUGCAGGUCACACACUUCAAUGUAUGGUACUUAUAAAUCACCAUGGUAACGUAGGUCUAGUGCAGAAUAAUAAAAACUUAAUCUUUCUAAAUGCCUCAAUUCUUGGAUCCGAUUUCUACCAGCAUUUGUUUGAGAUAGACAAGAGUUAGUUAGAGUUCGCGCUCUCGGUGGAUAUAUUUGAUACCUUCGCACCGGGCCGAAUUAACCUGUUCAUAAUGAUUUGUUUUAAAAUCCUAUCAAAUAUAAAGUAACAUUUCUCGAAGGAGGUCUCAUCAUCUUCGAAAUCGAAAUUAUAAACUCAUAGUAAUACGACAGGAAGGAAAGGAAUUCAGACAGAGUGGUAAAAUGGCUGUUAUAGGAGCUCAUAUAUCUCUCCAAGUUUCCGCUUUGGAAGUGUAGUUCCGGACGAGUUUUAAACUUCAAAGGCCUAGGCUAUAUUGUUAUAUACUUGUUGGAGAUCACACGUUACUUAAACCAUUGUUAUAUGAGGGAAAGUGAGGAAGUGGUUCAUCCCUUGUAACUAGAUCAACAAAAUCCAUCGACUUAAAUCGCUCUUUGUACUGAACUGUUUCGGUAGAUGAAUAUAUUUAAAGAGAAGCUCGAUCGGCCGAAUUUUAGCCUAUGGAUAUUUUCUCUCUCUCCAAUCUUGUGGUGCAGACAUAUUCAUCUAUACUUGAGUUGCCAUUAGUAUCGGAAGCGACAAGUUAACCUAUUCAACUUUUAAUAUGCCUUUAAAAGUUCAUCAACAGUAGGAAUCAAAAUUGAUUGAGAGAGAUUAAUAAGGUCAUUGGAAGGCUAUUCUACCUGUUACUUCUGUUCAUUAUUUUAUUCAACUGGUGUCCUAUUUUAUAUAUACUAGCUUCAUAUUGGCAUGCGUUUUAUUUGCUCUUCUUCACUCAGAAUAGUAUUGACUUUAUGGGACUGGGAACAGAUGGGAAAAAAUACAAUCAAAGUGGUGCUCAAAGAGCGAUUACCAGAGAAAUUGAAACUGGGUUUGUAUUAUUCGGGAUGUUUAUUUUAUGAAUUCUAAUUGUGUGUGACUCACAUAUCCAAAUAUGGUUAAAAAAUAAUUAUUGAAGGUCGGCUCGGACGGAAGGUAUAAUACCGAAUUGAAUGGAAUUAUUUCAUACACCGAAUCCAUACAUAAGCGGAACUUUGAGGGGAAAUUUGUGAACCCGGAUGUGCUCCAUUGAACAACUACAAACCCUUUCGAGUCUUGAUCAUUGCACGGAAAAGUUUGACUGCGUGAAGUUGGUUGGAUCGUAAUCAUAUCUGAAUCAAGAAGUGGUGGUUACAUUAAUGUCAGAUAAUUAUAACACAUGACUGUCAAAGAUGACUACAGCAAUGACAGCAAUGAAUGACUCUUCGACAAUGUCGACAACGCUCUCAACAUCGACGUCGUUUGUGUCAGAGACAAUGGAAUAUACCGAAUGGAACGGAUCUUCAUAUGAUAUGACUAUGAAUAUGACAACGAUUGCGACAACGAAAAAACAGCUUGUAUCGGAUGCAGAAGCUCUUGUGAUGAGUGUGUUCCUGAAUGUCAUAGCGUUGUUGGGAAUCGUUGGAAAUUCAUUAGUUAUCAUGAGUGUUGUGUUCUGUCGAAAGUUACAAACAGCAACCAAUGUGUUCAUUAUAGCUCUUAGUGUGACUGAUCUCUUGGUCUGUAUUACACUACCAUUUCAGACGUUUGCUUUAACUUCAACAGAUGGCUGGCCCUUACCAGACUGGCUAUGUGCCUCUAUUGGUGGUAUAACAAGUAUCUGCUUUGGGGCUAGUGUUCUGCUACUCGUUCUAAUCGCCAUCAACAGAUAUUUCGUCAUCACCAGACCUCGUAGCACUUGUCGACGAUUCUAUAAACCUCGUAACCUUUUUCUCAUGGUGUCCUCAACCUACCUAUACACUUUCAUAAUGUUCGCUGUCCUACCGAUAGUUGAUAUCGGGAAGUUAGGUUAUUCGGAAUCCUAUCGUAUCUGUUCAUGGGAUGACGAACACGAACUCUCUGAAGUCAACGACAUCAUCGUAGGGCUGACAUUCAGCGUAUCGUUCGUCAUCAUCGUCGUCUGCUACGUCCGAAUAUUUCUUUUCAUCAAGAAGCAUCACCGUGCCAUGCUCUCUCAUAGAUCACCAAGUGAAGGAAACGUCGGGAUGGAGAAUGACUCUACUAGCGCAGAUCAAACUGAGACCCAACUACCCUCUACCCCUUCCUCGGUACCUCAUAAAAGUCAUAAUGCAGUAAGUUCUAACAUUACAGAAGGACGAAAGACAUCAGGUAUCCAGACUGUAGUCAACAGACGAGAGGUGGAGAUCACCAAGAACCUUUUAAUGGUCAUUGUAUCAUUUUUCCUGUGCAUCGCACCUUACAGUAUCUCCUUGCUGUUACCUGAAGGUCUGUCCCUAUCUAUAUUUACCGGGAUACUCCUUAUGGCCAAUGCUUGCAUCAAUCCAAUUAUAUAUUCCUUCAAACAUCCUACAUUUAAAGUUGUCAUCCGAUGUGUUUUCUGCUGUAGGUAUGCAGACAUUCCAAAGCCUUCACCGACAUUAAAGAAACUCUUAAACUUGGGACGUAAAACAACUUAAGAACCUAUUUAAGUGAUUGUAUUUGUGUUGUAAUUUUAUUGUAAUCCAAAUCAACUUUGACCAAUCACGUGGCAUUAAUAGUUUAAUUAUGAUAAUAAUAUGCAACAUUUAUAUAGCGCUUAAUACAAAUGUUUCUAAGCGCUGCAUACUAUUACCCCGGCUUUAGCAUAAUUAUAUUGUAAAGGAUAACCUACAUAAUGUAAUUAACAUUUUGAAUGAUGAUUAAAAAAAUGAAAGACAUGUAAAUCGUACAGCAUUAUCAUGAUUAUUCAUGAUUAUGUUGCAGUCCUUCAGCAUGACGUACAUUAUCAGAGUACAGUCACGUGACUGAUUUAUUGAAGACAUAUGUUUUAAAACAUUGAUGUACCCUUGCUUAUACUGAAGUCUUUCAUUGUCUUUGGUGAUAGUUAUAGCUUAACAUUAAAUAAGGGAAGUGUGACUUCGCUGUGUGAUCUUGGUGAUACAGACGUCUUUGGACAAAACCAAAUUCACAUGCAUUAAUGUUUGAAAGGAAAAGCUUAAGAUGUUUGGAAGAAACCGAGAAAAAAUUAAUGAAAGAUGUAUUAUAUGUGAUAAAUGAAUUUCAAUUAGUAUGGAUUGAGAGACAUUCUCCGAUGUGAUGAAUGAAAUGGAAAAGCCGAAAGCAUUAGAGGAUAAUGGUAAUUUAUUUGCUUUCUAUAUGAUUAUUUUCUUUCGUAAAGUAUCCCUUUGUUCCAGAAAUUCUUUCAGUGUAGGUUGGUUAUUAGUUUUUCUUUCUGGGAAUCCAUCAUUCUCAAUCUCUAUUAAACUUUUUUUUUCUAACAAUCAUAAACGAUACAAACAUGGUGGAUGAACAAGACUCUCUAUCAUGGAAAUUGUAUUCCCGUUGAUGGGGUGGUCAAUUUGUUUUAUCAGCUCUUAAGCAACGUUGGGUCCUCAUGAUUUUUUAAAAUUUAUUAAUGCUGCCUAUCAAACAGCUGGGAUUUAUUCCUGAACUUAUGUUGCAAAUCGUUUACCUCAUUUUAGAAUCAAACGAAAUAAUAUAGUGUUUCAGACUUCUUAACCGUAAGUAAACAAAUUAUGCCAUUACAAGAUCUCGCAUCCUGGAUGUUGCAAUGUUGAACUUAGUAAAUAAAGUUUACCCUAAACAUACACUUAUAAAAAGGCAUGGGUUUCCAUUCCAUUAUGUCGAUAUUAUCUUGUAGAAUAAGAUAAACAAAAAAGAGGCCUUACAGAUACGUUCAUAUAAUUAACAGGAUAGAAUUUGAUCGGUACACAUGUAUAUUGGCCAUAGUGUUUCAUGCAGAUGAUCGUAUAUAAUACUACCGACCUUACACUCGAAAAAAAAUGUUGAAUAAACAUUUGAAAAUUUGUAGGAGUGACAACCUUUUCUAAUUGUUGCAUUUACCAGUUUUAAGUUGUUGGAUACAGCUUCAUGCAAGGUUGGAUAUAACAUUUGGAAAAGGUUGUGACUCCUCUAACCUUUCAAUUACUGAUGUAACAUUUCAUUUUAAAUGAGAUUACAAAUCAUUCUCAUUCCCAUCAACACGGUCAACUAACGUUGAUAUCAAUCUUUGUAGAGUAAAAUAAUCAUUUUAAACAAGCACAUAUUAAUGAAUAAUUCAAUAUUUAUCAAAGUUUGAUAUGGUUUAUAAUUAUUGGAAAUACACUCUCAUCAUGAUAUCAAAAAAGGGGAAAACAUAAUAUCAAUCUCAUUAAGCACAAGAAAGGACCCUUAGUCGUAUUUAAAAUCCUGCAUAAUUGCCACAGGUUGUUGUAGGAGUAUAACCAACGGUAGAGCAAUAUAUUAUAUAUGUUUUUGAUUUUUCACUCAAAAUAAUUAAAUUGGUACUUAGACAAGAUAAUUGCCAAACUUUGGAUACAUAAUACCAACGUUCUACCCAAUUAUUUUUUUUUUUUCAAGAGAGUAUACGGAGAUGUUGCCAUCAACUAUGACUACUGUGUGCCUCUCUGUAUCCGGUCCCAGGACGGCCAUAUGUGACGGACAUAAGAUAUACUUUACUUGUGCAUACAAUCAUGUAGAUUUAUCAUUAUUGGGUGGCAUCCACGUUGGGAUAUUGAGAACUUGGUAAAGUGGCGGGGAUGAUUAUUUCAAUAUUGAUUCGUUCAAUUCGUUUUCACUUCUCAUAAGAAGUCAGUAUAAUUGCAUUCUUUUUCAUUCUCGUUACAUUGCGUCGGUUCAUUGCAAAACAUAAAAUGAACGUUAUUGCGACGAUUAAUUAGCGUGUUUUUUAAUAAUUUAUAAAAGAUAUUUAUGUAGUCUUUAAACAGGGAUGAUAUAAGUGUGAAUGAAUACAUGGUAUAACAAAAUAUGAUAAAAUAUGAAGCAUUAAAUACUGUCAUACUGAAGCUUAUCGACGUACAAAAAUCCCCUGGCUGCUAUUAUUUCAAGCUUUCAGCUUACGAUAGCUGGCCUCUGCAUUUUAAAGUUAUUUGUUAUUGUUUACAUGAAUUAUGUCUAUAUUUACUUAACUACGAUUAUUGUCACCUUUGUAAUUUGAUCAUUAUGUAUGUUUGAUGUUAUAUAAUUGUUAUAAAUUUGUAAUUUUGAUUUAUUAAUGAAUGCAGAAAUACCUGCUUAAAAAAGAAAAAAAACUAAACACGUUUAUUGUUGCGUUCGAAGAACUGAUGAUACAUGAAAACCGGUUUGUAGUGUAUAUUAUACAUUAUUGUUUAUAGUAUACAUGUACAUCAUGUUAAUAAUACUGAAAGACUUCAUGUCUUUACUUCGAGAAAUUACCGUUAUGGUGUUCAUAUACAUAAUUGUUAUUGCUUUCUUAUCUGGAAUAAAGAACAUAUUUUACUUCAA